Molecule: messenger RNA, 7190 nt
Organism: Cebus imitator (Panamanian white-faced capuchin)
Lineage: Eukaryota; Metazoa; Chordata; Mammalia; Primates; Cebidae
Exons: 16
Coding region: 1023-6572 (1849 amino acids)
Source: RefSeq, a predicted model, not a curated record
GGCAGAGAAGGGACAGACUUUUAUCAGGUCCGAGCACAUCUAGCCAUGCUGGAAAAGAACCACAAACUGGCUGAAAUGAUCUUUUUGGAACAGAACGCUAUGGAGGAGGCCAUGGGCGUGUACCAGGAGCUACACCGUUCGGAUGAAUGUAUUGUUGUGGCUGAAGCCAAGGGGCACCCAGCCCUGGAGAAUCUAUGCCGGAGUUAUUACCAGUGGCUGAUGGACACACAGCAGGAGGAGCGAGCAGGUGAACUACAGGAGAGCCAAGGGGACAGGCUAGUAGCCAUCAGCCUCUACCUCAAAGCUGGGCUCCCUGCCAAAGCUGCUUGGCUGGUGCUGUCCCGAGAGGAACUGCUAGCCAGCACAGAGCUGGUAGAACACAUCACUGCAGCCCUUAUCAAGGGGGAACUCUACGAAAGGGCAGGUGAUCUCUUUGAGAAGAUUUAAAAUCCACAGCAGGCCUUGAAGUGCUACCGUAAAGGGAAUGCGUUCAUGAAAGGUGUUCCAUUAAGGCAAGUGAGGCCGCCCUGGGUGCCCGUCAGUGGAAGAAGGCAAUUUAUAUAUUAAAUCUACAGGACCGGAACACCGCGUCCAAAUACUGUCCUCCCAUGGCCCAACACGAUGCAUCUCUGCAGGAGUAUGAGCAACUUUGAAUUUGCUUUUGAACUCUCUCGGCUGGCCCUCAAGCACAAAACCCCCGAGAUCCAUCUCAAAUAUGCUAUGUACCUGGAGGAUGAGGGUAAAUUGGAAGAGGCUGAAGCUGAAUUCAUCAGAGCUGGUAAACCCAAGGAAGCAGUCCUCAUGAGGCUGGAUUAUGGAGUGACGUGCUGCGGAUCUGCAAGGACUAUGUGCCCGGCCAGCUGGAGGCUCUGCAGGAAGAGUAUGAGCGGGAAGCUACUAAGAAGGGGGCCAGGGGUGUGGAGGGACUUGUGGAACAAGCUCGACACUGGGAGCAGGCUGGAGAGUACAGCCGUGCCGUGGACUGCUAGCUCAAAGUGCGAGACUCUGGAAACAGCGGCCUGAUGGAGAGGUGCUGGAUGAAGAGCUGGAAGCAGGUGCCAGCCAAGAUAAACUCAGAGACUUCAAAGCACCAUAGAUGGAAAAAGAUCCAGAAAUUAACAGAUCCACAGUGGGAAGAAACCCUCAGGAUGGCUUGCACGGAAGCUAACCUGACGUGUGUUUCAGAACUCCCUGGGGACUGGACCCAGGACUAUAUACUCUGGUCAAUGGAGCGGAGUCUUCAACAGAUCUUCCGACACCUGGAAAGCACAAGAUCAAGGCUUAUGGAACAGGAUUUGUCUGAACCACAGGAUACAAUUUCUUCCUCUACCUCCUCUGUUCUUGUGGCUCAGAAGACUGUUCUACGCUGUUGUGACUAUAAGAAAGCAACACAUUCUACUGACCACAGCAUCUCCUUUAGAUCACCAUGCAGUAACUCCAGUCUGUGUCAUCUUCCUGUCUUUUCUGAAGGAACAACUUGGGAAUACCAGAGCCAUAGUUUACCUAUUUCCCACAAAAGGCAGUCAUCUGUAUUCAGGAACCAAGGCACAACCCUGUCUCCUUUUAAGCUAUCAGAGCCCCAGAAAUCAAAACUUUUUCAGAAUUUGACAGAUCUUUCACCCUUACAAUCUCAGAGCUCUUUCAUCAACUCUAUUUCCGAACCUCUAAAUAUCUGCAAACAAAAAAGGAAAAAAAAAGAAGAGAGAAGGAGCAAGAGUCAUUUGACAUCAGAUCAUGAGCCAAAUUCUGUUUCCAAGGAGAGACCACAACUUCCAAGGUGGGCUCCGUUCAAGCUCUCUCCUUCGGUCAGACGGGAGCUAGAAGGACAUAUGUCUGAGAAGGUUUUCGCUUUGCAGCAGCAAACAGUACCUUUACCUGUGAGGAAAUCAUGGGCAAUGCUCAAUUAUUUAACUGAAGUACAAAGAGGAGUUGCUGAAUCAAAUAAACUCCAAACUCGGUUAUCUAUGCCCAAUCAUCAAAACACUGAGCAAAAUAUUAACAAAAAUUCCCCAGACCUUCCAUCAUUUCCGCUUCUUGUGAAUGCUGAAGUGGGAUCUGGAACAAAUAGCACAGAAACAAAACUUUCACAGUCACUUAUCUCAGGCAAGCAGUUACAGCCUGGGGAUGGCCCCCAAAUCCUUGGAUCCAAGCCUUUAGUUACAUCAGCGGGCACUCUACCUCCAAGAAGCUUAGGAGUUAAUGUAAUUCAAGAGGAAACUGCUUUACUGAAGAAAGAGCCAAAACACAUACUAGAGCUUAGUAUAGAGAAGAGGGUCAUAGGUUUUCCAGAAAAGAGGAUACAGCAGCACAAGACACAAGUGACUAAUGUGGAUUUGACACCAAGUCUACCAUAUCAAGUCAAGGACAGCAUAAAGGUAACUCCAUUGGCAUUACUUCGGGUCAUGGAUUCAAUGGGGAUGAUCCCAGGAUCACAUUCAGAAUCCGUGGGUUUGUUCCCACAGCUGCCAAGUCAAGUUGUGAAACCAAUGGAAACUAUGAAAACAAUGAGUAUAACCCCCAAACCACCAAAUCAAGUCAUUCAGUCGAUGGAGGCAGCCCCAAGGCCAAAGCACCAAGUUGUGGAAUCAGAGAGGAUGGCCACAAGAUUACUGAAUCAAGUCACAGAUAAUAAGAAAGUAACUCCUAUAGCACUGCUUCAAGUUAUGGAUUCUAUGGGGAUGAUUAACAAGUCACAUCCACAUAUAGAAUCAGUGGGAAUGACUCCAACACCACAUCAUCAAGCCAUAGAGUCAGUGAAGAUGAACACAUUAUUGAACUAUCAAGUCACAAAACCAGAGGAGAUGAAUCUAAGGCCACAAUGUGCAGUUAUGGAAACUGUGGAAAUGAUGCCAGGGCCACAGCAUAAAGUCAUGGAAUCAGUUGGCAUGACCUCAGGAUCACAAAGUCAAGUCAUGGAACAAGGAAAGACUAUUCCAGGGCCAAUAUGUCAAGACACAAAAUCAUCAGAAGUGAUCUCGGCACCAUUACAUGAAGUCAUGGAUUAUGUGAGAGUAACUCCAGUAGCACUAUUACAAGCCAUGGAUUCCAUGGGGAUAGUUCCACCAGCACAGCCACAUGUUACAGAAUCUAGGGGUUUGACCCCAGGUUCACAGUUGCAAGGUAGAAGAUCUGUUCAUCUGGUCUUACCACCAGAGUUUCAAGAUAUAAACACUGUGGAGCUGACACUAAGACCACCAACGGAAGACACAAAAUCUGUGGAGUUGGCCCCAAAGCCAUGGUUACAAAAUGUUAGAUCUGAGAAGAUAGCCCCAGUACUAUUGUUUGAAGAUGUGAAAACUCCCCAAAUGGUAGAAUGUAGGAGGCUAAUUCCUGAGACACAUGUGCAAGGUAUGAAAUAUGGGGAAUUGGCCCAAGGGACAGAACUUCAGGCAGUAAAAGCUGUAGAGAUGAGCCCCAAACCAAAUCACCAAGCCACAGAGCCUGAAAGAUUGACCCCAUGGCGUCAAGCCUCAGAAUCUUUAGAGAUGAUCUCAGAGCCAGGUUAUCAAGGAAAAGAAGCAAAGUUGACUUCUGACACUUGUCACCAAGUGGAAAAAUCUAUUGGGUUGACCCAACCAUCUUUAGGAACUACCCCUGGGCCACUGAGCCAAACUUUAGAAUCUGUGGAGAUGAGCUCAGUGUCAUUCCAAGACACUCUUAAGACAGUGGACCAACUUGGAAAAGCAAUGAGGGAAACUGCAUUAUCACAACACACAACAAAAGAAUCUCUGGAUUUGAUACCAGGGUCAGAGAUACAAAGUGUGAAAUCAGAGGUGUUGACCACAGAGCCACAGUCUCAUGAUAUGAAGUUUGUUCAUUGCAAUCUAGGGCCAUGUUCAGAAGUUACUGAGUUGUCAGAGACACCCUCCACGUCAGAUUAUAAAGACACAGAAACUGUGGGGUUGGCAUUGUCUCAAGUUGGUAAGACCUGGGGGGUUAUCCCAGUACCACUAGAUUCAGUAACAGGAGUUUUGGAGUUGACUCUGGGGCCAGGCAUGCAAUAUGAGAAAUCAGAGCCACUACUGCAAAAUUUGAAAUCUGCGGAGUUAACCAGUGAGUCAUCUCCAUUAGUGAUAGGAUCUAAAAAGUUGAUUACAGAACCAAAACCACAUGUUAUUGACCUGACCCCAGGGCCACAGGUCCAGGGAGGAAAGUCUAUGCAGUUGGAUCUAGAGUCACAGUUGCAAGGUGUGAAACAUGUGAAUUUAAUCCAACAGUCAACUACAGGAUUGGUAGCAUCAGAGGAGAUGAUACCCGUGCUACUGCUACAAAGUAUGCCAUUGGAGGAUUUGGCUAAGAGGGCAGAGGUCCAAGAUGUAAACUCUGUGUAUUUAAAUCUAGGCCCAUGUCAGCCAAGUGUCAAAUCUUCUGGAUUGACCCCAGGGCCACAGUUGCAAAGUGUCAGAUUUUCAAAGGUAUUUCCAGGGCCACUUCUUCAAGGAGAAAAACCUGUAGAUUUAAUCUCACGACCCCUACAUUAUGGUGUGAAAUCUGAUGAAUUGACCUCAGAUUCCCCAGUUCAGGACAUCAGAUCAUCAGAUUUUAUCCCAGAGCUAAGACCUCAAAGUGUCAAAUUUGUACAGUUGACUCCAGAACCACAACCUCAAGGUGUGAAAUCUGUGGAGUUAAAACCAGAACCAUAUCCUCAAGGUAUGAAUUCUGAGGAAUUGCAUUCACACCUCAGGCAGCAUAAUAUGAAAUCUAUGCUAUUUGUAUCAGAGUCAUGUUCUCAAGAUGUGAAAUCAGUGAAGUCAACUCUAUGGCCACAACCUCAAAGUGUAAAUUCUUUGACAUGCUUUAGGUCACAAUGCAUUAAAUCUGUGGACUUUGCACCAAAGCCAUGUUUUCAAUAUAUAAAACCUAUGGAGCUGACACCAGGGGCCCAACAGCAAGGUAUAAAUUAUCAAGAGUUGACUUCAGGAUGGCAAGAUGUGAAAUCAAUGGUGUUGGCACCAGAGCCAACUAGGAAGUUCCCAUCAGGUCCAAUGUUGACCAGUGUCAGAUUUUCAAAUUUGUCUCCAGAAUCACAGCAACAAGGUGUGAAAUCUUUGGAGUUUACUCUAGAGCCAAAGUUACAAAGUGUAAAACAUGUGAAAUUGUCUUCAGUGUCUCUGCAGCAAACUAUAAAAUCUGUGGAAUUAGCACCAGGGCCACUGCUUCAGACAGUGAAAUAUGGGGAGCAGACUCCAAGAACAAAUGAUCAAAUCAUGGCAUCCUCUGAAAUCAUCCCUAGACCGGGGCAUCAGUUUGCAAAAUAUGCAGAGAUGAUCCAACAGCCAAAGUAUCAAGUCCCUAAAUCUGCAAAUUUGAUUUCAAUACCAAUUUAUCAUGCCACAGAAUUUUCAGAAAUGGCGCAAGGAUUGGCACAUAAAGGCAGAGAUCCUAUAGAGAAAUCUGUGGGGUUGACCUCAAAGCUACCAGGCAGAGCCAUGGAAUCUUUAGGGAUGCUGCUGCAGCCAGAUCUUCAAGUACCAAAAUUUGUUGAUCUGACUCCAAUGCUAAGGAAUCAAGGCUCAAAAUUCUUAGGAUUAACUCCAGAGAAAAGCCACCAAAUCCUAGAAACUAUGGAAAUGCUCUCUCAGCCACGGCCCCAAGAUAAGGAUUUGGAGGAGUUAUAUAUAAAGCCACGGCAGCAAAUUGUGGAAUCUGAAAGGAUUACCCCAGAACUCAAGCAUUACUUUACAGAAGCUAUGGGGUUGACCACUGAGGCAAGGAUAGAAGCAAAUGAAUUCUUUGGAGUGACUCCAAAGCCAACAAGUCAAGACCCUGGAUUUGCAGAGAGAUCCCCAAGGCUCCGUUCUCAAGACUUAGAACCUGUGGAGGUGAUCUCUCAGAAAAGAUUGCAAAGGGAAGAAUCUGUGGUAUUGAUUCCAAAGUCAUUACAUCACGUCCCAGAUUCUGCUUCAGGGAUGACACCUGGGUUAGGACAUCAGGUUCCUGAAUCUGUGGAGCUGACUUCUCAGUCAGGAGUGCAGGUGGAGAAAACUUUGGAAUUAACUCCCAAACCACAUCAUCAUGUGGGAUCUUCAGCGAUAACAGUAGGGUUGGGACAUCAAGUCCCAGACUCUGUAAAUCUGAACUAUAAGCAAUGGCUGCAAAUGGAAGAAUCUUUAGAGGUGCCCAUGAAGGAAACAAGUCAAGUUAUAGGACAUGAUGAAUCUUCAGAGCUCACCUCUGAGGCAUGGCAGCACAGGGAAGUAUCAAUGGGGCUAACAAAGUCAAAGAAUCAAAGUAUGAAAUCUCCAGGGACAACCCCAGGACCAUUGGAUCAAAUUUUAGAAUUUACAAGGAUUAGUCCAGAACCACUGGAUCAAGUCACAGAAUCUGCAAGGACACAGCUUCAUGUUGCUCAGUCCGAAGAGGUAACCCUUGUAGAUGUUCCAAAAGUUGUUCAGUCUGAGAAAGGGACCCCUGGACCACGAUUUCAAGUUGUAAAGUCUGUGACAAUACCAAGGCCAACCCCUCAAGUGGUAGAAUAUAUUGAGUUGACUCCAAAACUGCAAGAUGUGAGACCUUCACACAAAGGAAAGCUAAAAUCCAUGCUCAAGCUUCCAAGAGUCCUACUUCCAUGAUAGAUUUGCAGUCUGGGUCCUCCCAGUCCCCUGCUCCUGUACAAGUCUACAUCAGGCGAAGACAAUGCAGCAGCCCUGACCUGGAAGAAAACACAAUAAUUAGAGCACCUGGACACUAUGAAUCCAUUCAGGUUCACACCCUAUCAGAGAGUGACUCUGAAAGCACUCAGAAUGAGAAACGGGCUAAAGUGAGAACCAAAAAGACCUCUGGUUCAAAAUAUCCAAUGAAGAGAAUGACCAAGGGACUUAGAAAACACAGAAAGUUCUACACAAGCAGUAGAACCACAAUAGAGAGUCCCUCUGGGGAAUUACCAGCCCAUUUAAGAAGGAAGACGAUUGGAGCAGCUCAGACAAGUACUGCCUCCUUAAAAAGACAACCGAAGAAACCUUCCCAACCCAAGUUCAUGCAACUGCUUUUUCAGGGCCUAAAGCGGGCAUUCCAAACAGCAUACAGAGUUUUAGCUUUUGUUGGGCAGAAGCCUGGUGACAGGACAAUCCCAGACAAUUUGUGGGCAAGCAAAAACUAUUAUCCAAAGCAAAAUGCCAGGGACUACUGCUUACCCAGCAAUAUCAAAAGAGACAGGAGGUCAGCUGACAAGCUAAGGUCAGCAGGCUCAA